UGUUCGAAACUUCAAGUUACGUAAAAAGGUGAUUUAAAACAUUAAUGAUCUCUGAGAUAAGAUCAUAGUAAAUGGCAUAGGUUACAUCACGGAAAUUCAUAUGAUUAGAUGAUAUGAUGGCAAACAUGCACUAUCAGAUUACAAGUUACACGUUAUAUGCAUUAUAUAUGCAUUCACGCAAAUGCUAUUCUUUUUCGUCAAUAUUUUAAAGUCCACAUUCAUUGGGAAUCAUAGUUUUCGAGACAGUGCAGUUAAUUCUACAAUUUCUACAAUUUUAAUUAAGAAGACAUGAGAUGUCCAUCGGAAUAUAAACCUCCUAUUUCACGCCUCGCCACAAGUCUACAAUUACGUAGGAAAGAAUAUCUUCGAGAGACUAAUCUCCAUGCAAUAUCUUAUUUCGUGGAUCCUUCACAACCUAAAUUUGAAAGAUCUUCAUGUCACCAUGUUCAGAAUGUGCCAAGCGUGUGCCAAAACACAUUUGAAGAAAAUGUCUGGAUGUGUGUGUGUGUGAGUGUAAUGGCCUCCCAAAAUUCAAACGUGUAUAACCCCAGAACGGUUUUAACUACAGCCCUCAAAAUUUGCAGGCACGUGCAACUCUAUAACACCUUCACUGACUACAAUAUUCGUCAUGAUUCAAGCUGCGGCUCGAAUGUUAUGUCCUUCUCAAAUUCCCCAAAAAAGAACGUUAUCACUCAAGCGAUCGCAAAUUUUGUCAUACUCAUCUGAAUAGUUCUUGACUAAGAUUUGUAUCCAAGGUUGGUUGGUAUUGUAUUUGGGCAGAAUCCAUCAAGAAGUUUUGAUUAUAUGAUAUUUUGAAUUUUUCGAAAAAUCAAAUUUAUCAAUAUAACUCCCGUCAACUUUUAUCGAUUGAGCUCCAACUUUCCAAACGUAUAGAACCAUCAUUCAGCCGUGAUAUGUAUCAAAUUCGUCGGAGAUCGGCAAAACGGAUCUGGUUCUACAUAUAUUCCAGGUUUUAAAUUUUUGAAGUCGCUAUAUGAGGAAGCCAAGGAUUUAAAUUUUGCAAUUUGGUUCCUCUGAACCGUCGGUAGUAAAUGAAGAUUCAUAUAUGAGGAAGCCAAAGAUUAAAGAAAAAUGAAAAUGCUUCCUCAUAUAGAGACUUCGUACACUACCUACAAUUUGGAGGAAGCAAAUUGCAUGUUUCAACUUGCGGCUUUUUCAUUAUCUAAAUGUGGAUUUUUUCCAAAAAAAAUUGAGUUUUUAUUUUCACACAGAUGAGUUUUCAACGGUGUCUGUAAAUUUAUAAUUAUUACAUUGAUAGUGCUCGUUAGAAGUGCUGGACAUGGUGGAGCGGUCAUCAUCACCAUUGCCAUAGCCACUGUGACCGCUACCGGCCGAUGCUAUUGACAUGAUCUCAUCUGUAAAAAAAUUAUGAAGAAAAUCGCAUUGUUUUUUUUUCCUUUUGUUUCCGAUGCUGUUUAACGCAUACCCCACGUAUC
Messenger RNA from Cephus cinctus (wheat stem sawfly), 1457 nucleotides. RefSeq lists its product as uncharacterized. The transcript has 2 exons. The record is from RefSeq and is a predicted model, not a curated record. Bases 289 to 726 code for a protein of 145 amino acids. Lineage: Eukaryota; Metazoa; Arthropoda; Insecta; Hymenoptera; Cephidae.